Impatiens glandulifera is the source of this 3051-nucleotide messenger RNA. Its product is annotated as probable LRR receptor-like serine/threonine-protein kinase At2g16250. Bases 304 to 2778 code for a protein of 824 amino acids. Gene Ontology annotation, cellular component: plasma membrane. NCBI's taxonomy places the organism in Eukaryota, Viridiplantae, Streptophyta, Magnoliopsida, Ericales, Balsaminaceae. The transcript has 4 exons. The record is from RefSeq and is a predicted model, not a curated record. Gene Ontology annotation, biological process: protein phosphorylation. Gene Ontology annotation, molecular function: ATP binding; receptor serine/threonine kinase binding; protein kinase activity.
GAUAGGAGAGAGAAAGGUCGUCGUCUCCACUUGAGAGAGACGGAGAAGAAUGUAGCUAGCUAGCUAGCUGGAAGAGCCAUUGACUUGACUUAGCCAACUCUCUCUCUCUCUCUCUCUCUCUCUCUCUUUCUUUAAUUACAAACCCAUCUCCUAUUUUCACCAUUACUGUCCUCCAAUCAAAGAAGACACACGCCGUGAUUCCGCCAUACCCAGAGAAGCUAUUUGAUUGAAGGUUUCUUUUUUUCUGUCUGUAUAUUCAAAACAUGAUUCCUAUUUGAAUUGAAGGUGCAAAAUUUUGAAGAAAUGGUGAAUAGGGUAUUUACGAUUCUAGCAUGUAUCAUAUUAUUUUUACUCUUCGACGAUACAUUGGAACAAACAUUACCCAGCGAGAGGGCGGCUCUAAAACAACUCCGGUCGUCUUUAGCUUUGAGAAGAAAAGAAUGGCCUAUUAAAUCUGACCCAUGUUCAUCCUGGACUGGCAUUCAGUGUCAAAACGGUCAUGUCGUUGAGAUUAAUAUUUCUGGGUUUAAGCGAACCAGAGUUGGCGGUCGAAACCCUCAGUUUGCGGUUGAUUCGCUCGCUAAUCUCACUAUUCUGUCUUCUUUUAAUGCUUCGAAUUUCAACCUUCCGGGUCCAAUUCCAGACUGGUUUGGCUUGCGCCUCAGCUCCCUCAAAUUACUCGAUCUUCGGUCUUGUUCAGUCACCAAUUCGAUCCCGUCAAGUUUAGGAGCUUUGAAUAAUCUCACAAUUCUGGUUUUAUCUAAUAACAGCGUUACCGGGACAAUUCCUUCGAGUUUAGGGCAAUUAUCCAGUCUUUCAUUUCUCGAUCUUUCACAAAAUUCUCUAACUGGAUCAAUUCCUUCGUCUUUCUCAUCUCUUCUCAAUCUCACUUUUCUUGACAUCUCUUCAAAUUUCCUCUCUGGUAUCAUCCCUCCCUUCAUUGGAAGCCUUUCCAAGAUGAAAUCCCUCAGUCUUUCUAAUAACAGUCUUUCUUCUCCAAUACCUUCUCAACUUGGUAAUCUCACUAACCUGGUUCAUCUUGAUCUCAGCUUUAAUUCUUUAUCGGGUACAUUUCAUGCAGAAUUAUGGUCUCGUAUGCCUGAAUUGGUUCUUCUUGAUGUAUCUAACAAUAUGCUCACUGGUACUCUAUCAAAUCUUACAUUAAACUCCAGCUCAACUGCAUUAUUGAACCUCUCUAGUAAUAUGUUUUAUGGAAGUCUCACAACUGUUCUAAAAAGUUUCAUUCUCACCGAUCUAUCUUCAAAUUAUUUUCAAGGAAUUGCUCCGAAUGACGCUCUAAGGAAUGAAACCCUGGAUAGAAAUUGUCUUGGAGGUUUGUCUAAUCAGAGGACGGCUGCUGAUUGUUCAUCUUUCUAUUCUGAUAAAGAGAUUCCUUUUGAUAAUUUUGGGCUGCCAAAUGCCACUGGACCUCCUAUUAAUAAGAAGAAUCGUCACCGAAGCCUAAUCAUAUUGGCAGUGGUGUUAGGUGGUGUCGGGAUUAUUGCAAUUUUUGCAGUUCUUACGCUUCUGAUAAUACUCUGCAGCCGGAAGAAGGAACAGUCGGAUAAUCAAAGGGAGAUUAACAUUCAGAACGGUCCUUCAACUGCAACCUCCCCUGGAUUUACGCUAAACUUUUUGAAUUUGGGAGAGGGGUUUACAUACGAGAAGAUUAUUCGUGCGACAGAUAAUUUCAGUGAUGGGAAUCUAAUUAAAAAGGGUCAUUCUGGUGAUCUUUUCAGGGGAUUAUUGGAAAACGGAACAUUUGUGGUGAUUAAACGAGUGGAUUUGUCUUAUGAGUCGGAGUUGGACUUUUUCAGCAAGGUUUCUCAUACAAGAUUUGUUCCUCUUUUGGGAUAUUGCUUAGAGAAGGAAAAUGAGAAGUUUUUGAUUUACAAACAUAUGCCUAAUGGAGAUUUGACGAGCUCUUUCUAUAGGAAGAAGAAACCAGAGGAUGAUAGCUUACAAUCACUGGAUUGGAUAACGAGAAUAAAAGUUGCAAUUGGAGCUGCAGAGGCUCUAUCUUAUCUGCAUCAUGAAUGUUCUCCGCCAAUGGUCCACAGAGAUGUUCGAGCUAGUAGUAUACUCUUAGAUAAUAAAUUUGAAGUACGGUUGGGAAGCCUUAGCGAGGUACGCGUUCAAGAAGAGGAUGCUCAUCAAAAGUCGAGUAAAAGUCAGUCGCCGUUACCACAACCACAAGGAUCCGACAAAAGCAGUUCUGGUUCAUCAACAUGGACAUUUGCGAAUGACGUAUACUGUUUCGGAAAGGUAUUGUUGGAACUGAUAACGGGCAAGAUAGAACUGGAUGGAUCAAAGGAUGAAUCUGCAAUAAAGGAAUGGUUAGAAGCAAGUUUACCUUGUAUAAGUAUAUAUGAGAAGGAGCUUAUAACAAAUAUUGUGGAUCCAUCACUAAUCAUAGAUGAAGAUUUGUUAGAAGAAGUAUGGUCAAUGGCUAUUGUUGCCAAAUCUUGCCUAAAUCCGAGACCAUCUAGAAGGCCAUUGAUGAGAUAUGUUGUGAAAGCAUUGGAAAAUCCUUUGAAAGUCAUAAGGAUUGAAAAUACAAGUUCUGGCAAGUUAAGAACUAUUUCAUCGACAGGUUCUUGGAAUACUGCGUUUCUUGGCAGUUGGCGUCAUAGUAGUUCGUCUGAUGCAGGCAAGGAAGGGAUAAUGGGGAGAUCAAUUUCAAGAGGAGGGGGGCAAAAUGCUGCUGCUGCCAUUGAUCGUCCAUUGUCUAUGAGACCUCUUUCCAGGGAGAACCUUCCGGAAGCAAACAUUUGCUGAUUGUUUAUCAUUAAUGAUAUGAUGAUAUGGGGAAGGUGGGGAAAAGAGGGUAUAUAAUUUGGUGGGGUUUUCUUUGUUUAUGUUUAGGUUGGUGAUGGCAAUUGAUCAAUUGAUCAGUUGGGCAUGUGUUCUUGGUUUUGGUUUGUAAUUGUUGAUAUUUCUUAGUAAAGAGGAUUGCAAACUAUGAUGAUUAUUGGGAGAUUUUGGAUUGAAAUUUGAACUCCAAUGUAAAUAAAAUGGGGGUUCUUCUGCAAAGACAUACUUUAGAGCAAG